AUGCCUAUUGAGGCAGCAAAAAUCCAAACAAUCGGAAUCAUGCACAUAUUGACUGUAAAUGCGAUCAAGAGGCAUAGAUUGCAAAACAGUACUUCGUUCAUAAAAAUCUUGUUCAGGAAGCCUGCUAUUGCUGAGUAUAUUCCCUUCUGCCCAGGAUUUACGCCUAAAAGUCUAGUAUGCACCUUUCGAUCAACUGCCAUCAUGCACAUCCCGAUAAUGAUCGAUAAACACAAAUUCUUAUAA
Encephalitozoon romaleae SJ-2008 is the source of this 243-nucleotide messenger RNA. Its product is annotated as putative Ser/Thr protein phosphatase. The record is from RefSeq and is a predicted model, not a curated record. The coding region runs from base 1 to 243 and encodes 80 amino acids. NCBI's taxonomy places the organism in Eukaryota, Fungi, Microsporidia, Unikaryonidae. The transcript has a single exon.